CCUCUCGUUGCCGCUCUACUUCGAUCGUUCACAACUGGCCAUGGGCCCGCUUGAACGAUUAGUGUCACUGGGCAAUGGCGGCACUCCACAUGAGGUCCGCAGAGUCUUGGACUCCGAGCUGCAGACAUGGACCACUUCCCCGAGAAAGGCCACCAUGUUUUUGAGCACCCUAGCGCAGAAGAAGUUUCCCGACUUGGCUUUGAACGUUGUGGACACCAUGAGAGCGACUGCUGUGGAAGUGAAUUCUAUCCAUAUAAGUGCAGUGGUGGGGGCUGCAGCUCGAUCUGCUCGCUGGACUUUGGCUCUUUGGUUGUUGCAAAGUCCGGAGCUCUUGGCGGAUCCCAAUGUUUUUGCCUGGAAUGCUGGCAUCAGUGCUUGUGAAGCAGGCAAGGAGUGGGAACGUGCCCUGUUGCUCUUCGAGUCCAUGCCUGCAGCGGGAAUUGAACCAGAUAAGGUCAGCAGAAAUGCCGCAAUCAGUGCUUGCAAGAGUGGGAGCAAUUGGCAGCUGGCCGUUAAUUUGCUUAGGAGUUUUGACUCGGCAGAUGUGAUUAGUUUUGGUGCUGCAAUCACCGCUUGUGAGAAGUGUGGGAUGUGGGAAGAGGCGCUGUCCCUGGCGGAAAGCAUGCAGGCCAGGCGGAUCUCCUUGGAUUUGGUGUGCUACAAUGCUAUGAUGAGUGCAUGUCAAAAAGGCCAGCAGUGGCAAUGCACCUUAGGCCUCCUAUUUCGGAUGCCACUUGCUCGGCUUUCCCCAGAUGUGGUCUCCUUCAAUGCAGCAAUCACCGCAUGUGAGCAGGGAAGUCAGUGGCAGCUGGCCUUAUCUAUAUUGGCUACUAUGCCAGCAUCACGGAUUUCACCAGACCUAAUGACCUUCAAUGCCAUGAUCAGUGCUUGUGCCUCUAGCGCCCAGUGGGAACUUGCUUUGAGUACCUUGAGGGAGGCAUCAAUUCAAUACAUGCCCGACACAAUCAGUUUUAGCGCUGCCAUUACUGCCCUAGAGAAGGGCUGUCAAUGGGAGAUGGCUCUCAAUAUCUUAAGAAGAAUGCCGGAGGCCUCGGCAGAGCCCAACCUUGUGAGCUUCAAUGCCGCCAUCAGUGCAUGUGAGAAAGGCUGGCAAUGGGAGCACGCGAUGCAAAUCUUUGGAAGGCUACCAGACCUGAACCUCACACCCGACUUGAUCACCUACAAUGCUACGGUUGCAGCCUGUGAAAAAGGUGCACAGUGGCUGUUGGCGAUGGAUCUUCUUUUCAAGAUGUACUUGGGCAGGCAGUUGCCAGAUGAUAUUAGCUUCAAUUCUGCGACAAUUGCAUGUGAAAAAGCUGGCGCAUGGCAGGCAACGUUGGACAUCCUGGAGCUCAUGCUGAAGGUUCAAAUCCUACCAGAUGCCGUGUUCGCAGGCUCCGCGACAAGCGCUUUUAGGGCUGCGCUUGGUCCGGCCAAAGCGAUGAUUCUUCUUCGGUCACUACGACCUUUUUGGCAGAGAUGCAAUGCACGAGGACCGCAGAGCAAGGCUUUAGCGACAAGCUCUGGCGUGAUCGCCAUAUCAAAGCCUGCCGGGGUCACGACCGAAGAUCUUGUGGAAGCUUUGCAAGAGCAAUGUCAGCCCCACGGUAGCCUGCGUAUUGUAUCAAGGCUGGACCAUCCUACUUCUGGAGUCCUUCCUUUGGCAGUGGGCAUCGAAGGAUCCAUGGAAGCGAAUUGGCUACGUGCUCAGUUUGCCGGGCGUUUGGUCUCCAAGGAAUACCUCUGUCUUUGUGAAGGUGCACCCUUUGGAGCACGUGGCACUAUCAAUGCACCGUUGUUGACAAAAGAAGUGGAUGGAGUGAGCCGCAGUGAGGUCUCUGAAAGCUUCGGACGCGAGGCAGUCACAGAAUAUGCGGUGUUGAAGAGAUACAAUGUCCGCGCACCGAGGAAUUGCCCUGAAGAAUAUGAAGCAAUGCUCCUCUCAGUGAAACCUUUGACUGGAAGGACUCAUCAGAUUAGAGUGCAUUUGGCAAGUGUUGGUCGACCUUUAGCUGGUGAUUUGACUUAUGGCCGCAAGCACCGAUCCAUUCUGAACUGUCCCCGGCUUUUUCUGCAUUGCUGUCGUAUACAGCUGAUGGACAUCAAUGACGAGGUAUUCUCAGCAGAAGCCACAUUGCCCAGCGAGUUGAUGGAUGUACUUGAGGCUCUACAGCCAUUCAGAGUUGGAUGAAAGUUGAGUCGCUGAAAGGGUUCUUUGACAAUUGUUGGUUUUGGUUUCUUAUCGAUCCUUGCAACAAGCACCUCUUUGAAUUGAAUCCUGGUCAUUGUAUAUACCAGUCUUGAGCCUGAGAACAAACCGCACAUAUCCGCAAGUUCGGCCCUUAAGAUUAGGCGGGAGCGAGAUGCUCGCUAUUGCAGCAAGGUGCUUUGUGGGAAGUACAGUUGUUGGCAAGCCCGUGCUUUUUCCACAUCAUGGAUCUAAUUCUUGCGCUCAUGCAGAUGAUGGCUCCACGUGCACGACUGGAAUAUAUUGACAACUGCAUAUCAACGAAUGGCGUUGGAAGUGUUGGCAAAGUUGUGCAGAGCUCCUGCAGAGCCUUGCGCAGGGCAGAGAAUGGCCAGCUGGAAAGUCCAGGGGCCCACAGUCACCAUCACCCACACUACAGAUCUACUUUUAGGAUCUUUUAGGAGAUAUUUGGGUCGCCAGUUGCCGUUGAAAUUGACAGCAGCUCAUGAAAGCAACUGAUGCAUGCCAAUUCACUAGUUGGCUAGUUGGAGGUAUUACAGUAUGUGGUGUUUCAUGUUUCACUUGCGCAGGCAUUGCCAAGCAAAAAGGCUUGACUGUCUACAACAGAUUUAAAGGUUGUGCGACUGGACCAAAUCAAGGGUUCGAUGCCAAUGGCCGGUAGAGGGAACGUAACAUCAUACAACUUGCACUUUGUUGCAGUGCUUUGCGGCAUUUCUAUUAUUGGCACAUGGUGG
Messenger RNA from Durusdinium trenchii, 2943 nucleotides. NCBI's taxonomy places the organism in Eukaryota, Dinophyceae, Suessiales, Symbiodiniaceae. The record is from the annotation of a GenBank genome assembly.